Molecule: messenger RNA, 1090 nt
Organism: Symbiodinium sp. CCMP2592
Lineage: Eukaryota; Dinophyceae; Suessiales; Symbiodiniaceae
Source: the annotation of a GenBank genome assembly
GAGCAUCUUCGCGCCGCUUCUUCCCAAUGACCACCAAGAGUAUGAAGCCAUUCAUGGGAGAGUUUUCCCCUUGUUUGCACCCUUACGGACUAGCUUCGGAAUUGUGACCAUCGGAUGGCCGGGAGUUGGGAAGACUCCUCUGCUCAUCAUUCUCGCUCUGGCCAUCGGCAGGUAUCACAUCAAUCGCCUGGAACUCGAGGGAGUUUCUCCUGGGUGGAGGAGGGCCAAGGCCAUGGAUAACUUCAGGCAUCGCAAUGCACAGAUCCACGAGGGCUUGAUACUAGAUGAUCUCAACAUGGACAAAAUGGAGCCCGCGGAUGUCAAAUCGUGGCUAACUUCUGAAGAAGAUCAGAACUGUUCGGGUCGGUACACGGAUGUGAAGCUCGUCGCCAACGGCCUUCGGGCCUUAGCUGCAAACGACUUUGUACCUGAAGACGAACCACUCCCGGACAAACACCAUACCUCCAUGGAGCCAAAAGAGUUCUUCAAUCUCGUCAAGAAAUUCUUCGUAGGCUACAAGGAGGCCGACAUGAUGGCUGUUUUGAAACGUUGCAUCAUGUUCAUCUUCGGCAAGCGUGCAACCUAUCUUCGUCUGCCUUCCCAGGACUUCUACGCCAAGUACAAAGUUGGCAUCCAUGAGCCGCCUCCUACAUUCGAGGCAGACAUUGCCAAGGAGCAGGAACUCCUGCUUCAGGGCAUAGAGUCUAUGCAGACGGCCGGUCGUCCAGAAACUUACAUGGCCGAAAUCAAUCAAAAGAUUGCGGACAAGAUCGGCUCUUUGACUCGCGCAUCCACUGCAGUGCAUCUUCCUGCUUCGCCAUCCACCGACGAGGAGACCGCAGUCCCAGUUCCUUUCCCAGAAGCUCUGCCCGUGGCUUGCGUCAAUCCUCCUGGGCGAAUGGGCCAGUUCCAAUAUCCUCCUCCAAAGCGUCGCCUCACCAGCAAGACUUCCAUGACCUCCGAGAUCGGGGAGAAUUUGGAGACACCCACCCACAUUGCGGGGGGCAUGGCAUCCUCGACGAUGGAACCUCCGGCAACGGCUUGCGAUGACGAUCCUGAUGAGCAAGCAGCCCGUGACAUGCACAACUGA